This is a messenger RNA of Gregarina niphandrodes, 353 nucleotides long. RefSeq lists its product as hypothetical. The transcript has a single exon. NCBI's taxonomy places the organism in Eukaryota, Apicomplexa, Conoidasida, Eugregarinorida, Gregarinidae. The record is from RefSeq and is a predicted model, not a curated record. The annotation marks the transcript as partial.
AUGGCCGGCGAGCGUACCCUGGAGGAGGCCCGGAGGGUCAUCCGGGAAACGCCAGCGGGUGUCUGGGCACCCCUGUCCAGCAUCCGGACUAUUAUCUUAUUGGAGGAUGACGCGGAGGAAGCCGUCGCACGGAUGCGACGGCGCGCAAACGGUAUCGAUACCAUGUCGACCCGAUACGUGGUGGUGCAGAACGAGGUGUUCGCAACGCUGGCCGAGCGCGUCGGGGCGUGCGUGCUCCACCACCGGAAGGGGCAAGACAUGGGAGAGUGGGCCGCGGAGGUGCGCGCGUGCAUUGUGCAGGUAGGCGCCGGUUCCGGGGGGAGGGAUAAUAUGAAGGACGACGAAAAUGUAAG